CCAUUUCAAUGGGCGCUUUCGCUCACUUAUGAUGCUCGGAAAAGGGGGCUCAUAGAGAGUGACUACUACCAAGUCGUUGUUCAGGAGGAGAUCAAAAAGUUUCGCACUGGUUUAGCGUGGAUUUGCAAUUACGACUGGGUCCCGAUUCCGAUCAUGUAUCCACAGCUGGUCUGCUUAGCCGUUCACACAUACUUCAUCGUGUGCCUCUUGUCAAGGCAAUACAUCGUUUCUGAAGUCGCUAACAAUAAAACAGAGGUUGAUCUUUAUUUCCCGAUAAUGUCCACACUACAGUUCAUUUUCUAUAUGGGAUGGAUGAAGGUAGCUGAAGCAAUGCUUAAUCCCUUCGGUGAGGACGAUGACGAUUUCGAAUGCAACGCUCUGAUUGAUCGGAACAUCACGAUGGUGUUGAUGAUGGUGGACCAAGGUUAUGAUCGCCCACCUGACCUCAAAAAGGAUCCAUUUUGGGAUGACGAAGUUGAACCGCUUUACUCCGAAGAGUCGGCAAAAAUUCCGAAUAACCCACUCAAAGGUUCCGUGAGUGAAGUUAGACUCCCUGAAGGCGUUCACGAAAUAAGAAUGGUGCCUCACUUCGAUGAUCGCGAUCCAUUGCUUACGGAUGCUGCUGCACUACGGAGGAGGGUCAGCGUGGUUCCCGUUAGCUACAUGGAUCAACGCCAUCGUCGACCUUCCAUAACUUCUUUGGAGGUGCUCCGCAGCUUCAAAAGCAAAGUAGGAAGGUCGUUGUCU
Haemonchus placei is the source of this 747-nucleotide messenger RNA. NCBI's taxonomy places the organism in Eukaryota, Metazoa, Nematoda, Chromadorea, Rhabditida, Trichostrongylidae. The record is from the annotation of a GenBank genome assembly.